AUGACGACGACGAUGACAUUUUCGGCAGCGACUGCUCGCGAUGAUGCGUCGUCGCUGAGAACGAGAAGACAUCAUUUACGUCGCACAACCUUGAAUAAUAAUAAUACUAAACCAUCAUCAUCGUCAUCUUCAUCAUCAUCGAGAAGAAGAAGAAGAAGAAGAAGAAGAACAAUCAUCAUCACGCGGAGUUUCUUUAACAACAACAACAACAAGAAAGAAGAAGAAGAAGAAGACAGCGGAGACUUCAUCACCAACUUAGUCGGAAAACUCUUCCCGGGGAUGUUAGACGACCCAGAACCAGCCGGGUUGAAACGAAUGACGAGAGAGGAGUGGCCGGACCAAUGGCCGGCGAAUUGCGAGGAAUUUUUAGAACCGAUGUCUGAUAUCGACGAUACGAGAGAGUUGCGUUUAGUUCGAAGAGUUCUGAAGCAGACGCAAAUGGAGUCGAAAAGAUUGGGCAUCGCGUACGACGCGGAGACGCACGGAUGGAGUGGGUCGAGUUUUCACACGCAAUUAGAUGGACAAGGGUGCGGUUUGUUAAUAGCGGAGACAACCGACGGGGUGGUGUUUGGCGGUUAUAAUCCUAAAGGUUGGGUCGGAUACGGAGAGUGGGCGGACGCAAUCAGCGCGUUUUUGUUCGUGUACGCGAGAGGUACGAAAGAGAAUCCAACGAAGUGCGCGAAAAUCGGUGGCAGCGGAAUGGCAAUCAUCGACGAGGCGGGUAAAUCGCCUCAAUGGGGACCGGAUGGUUUGAAAAUCCAGCUCGAAUCGAAAAUGGCCGCGAGUCGACUCGGCACGUACUACGGAAAUGACUCAGACCCGGACGUUUCGACGAGUUUAUUCGGUACGGUUGGAGGUGGCAGAGGAUCGUCCAAAAGUACGACCGUGCGCUUGAAGAGUUUAAGAGUGUACGUGAAACUCGAAGACUCGGAAUUGGAAAAGAACUACAAACCAAACGCGUUGCAGUUUCAAGAAGGCGAGCUCGAGAAACUCAGAGAAAACGAUUGA
Bathycoccus prasinos is the source of this 1008-nucleotide messenger RNA. RefSeq lists its product with no specific name. Lineage: Eukaryota; Viridiplantae; Chlorophyta; Mamiellophyceae; Mamiellales; Bathycoccaceae. The record is from RefSeq and is a predicted model, not a curated record. The transcript has a single exon. The coding region runs from base 1 to 1008 and encodes 335 amino acids.